ACCAUAGAGGAGCCAUAGUGGAUCCAUAGUAGAGCCCUCCCCUCUGAGCGGGGAUGAACGGGAGGAAGCAUCAGCCUGCUUCACGGUAAUUCAUGAUGGACUCAUCAGACAACCUGUCCGCUCAGGCGGGCGCUGUGGAGCGGGACGCUGCAGCGACAUCCGUGGAUGUGGACACCGCAGUUCUGCUACUGGGAGCGGGAGUGACAGCCAUCACACACCCGCUGUUAUAUGUCAAGCUGCUAAUACAGGUGGGUCAUGAACCUCUCCCCCCAGCUGUGGGCACUACUAUGUUUGGAAGGAAAGUUUUGUACCUGCCUGGCUUCUUCUCCUAUGCACAGCAUAUUGUGACAGUGGAUGGAAAGAGGGGACUCUUCCGUGGCCUCUCACCACGUAUCGUGUCCAGUGCCAUCUCCACUGUGGUCAGGAGCAAAGUUAAACAGCAGGUGGAGCUUCUGUCCAAAACAGAUGAGCUGCAGUUUUCACUCAGGAAAGUGAUCAAAGAGACCUCACAUGAAAUGAUCAUCCAGUGCCUGUCCAGAGUAGCCACUCAUCCUUUUCAUGUUAUGUCAGUGCGAUGUAUGGCCCAGUUUGUAGGCAGAGAGGUCAAGUACAGUGGAAUAUUCAGGUGUGUUGUCAGGAUUUUUAAGGAAGAAGGAGUCACUGGAUUCUAUGUUGGUCUCAUACCUCAUGUGCUGGGAGAAGUCCUCUUCCUGUGGUGUUGCAACCUCCUGGCUCACUUUAUUAAUACCUAUGCUGUAGAUGAAAGUUUCAGCCAUGCGUCAGCCGUGAGAAGCUACACUAAGUUUGUGAUGGGGAUUGCAGUGAGUGUUCUAACAUAUCCGUUCAUGCUAGUGGCUGAUCUGAUGGCGGUCAACAACUGUGGGUUGACUGCUGGUCUUCCUCCUCACUCACCCAUCUUUAAAUCCUGGUUGCACUGUUGGAAUCAUCUGAGCUCGCAGGGCCAACUCUUCAGAGGCUCCAGCUUCUUUUCCCGUCGGGUGCCAGUGACCUCCUUGCCCUUCAUUGAGGACUGACAUCAUCAUCACCUGCUUGACUCUUCCUCCUCCUAUUUACAAAUAUUUUCAAAAGACACUUCCAACAGCCAUGACACAUAUUUCUAUGUUGUUGUUGUAUGUCAUGAUUGUUUUUUCUUCAA
Scomber japonicus (chub mackerel) is the source of this 1156-nucleotide messenger RNA. RefSeq names its product mitochondrial carrier homolog 1-like. Bases 93 to 1034 code for a protein of 313 amino acids. Gene Ontology annotation, biological process: positive regulation of apoptotic process. The record is from RefSeq and is a predicted model, not a curated record. NCBI's taxonomy places the organism in Eukaryota, Metazoa, Chordata, Actinopteri, Scombriformes, Scombridae. The transcript is spliced from 12 exons. Gene Ontology annotation, cellular component: mitochondrion; membrane.